UGAUGGGGUCUGAUUCCUGCACUAUAUUGGGCGCUUCUAUUUUUGCCCAGGGUUUAAAAUAGCAGAAUGGGCAACAUUUUGUCUUCUCAGUUCAUUGCAGAAUGGAGUUUGUUUUAAGGACUGUCCCUUAAAAUAUUAUUAUUGUUGUUGUUAUUAUUCUCAGGGGGUGGGGACUGGGAGGUCAGAAAAACAGAGGGGUUACCAUUUUAAUGAGCAUUAUGGCUGAAAACCACCCCUAUUUGGGGCUAUUUUUGUGCAAAGGGAAGGGAGCAGUGUGGGAGUGACCACCAUUGGAAAUGAGCUGAUCAAAUGGCCUUUAAAUAAAUGGUGCCAACUCUGUUUGCUGCCAGCAUGCCUACCCUUGAACCUGAGCAACUGGCCAUCAGGGAAAUGAGAGAGGAGGAAGCACCAAUGGUUUUGGAACUUCUGAAGGAUGGAUUCAAGGACACUGAGAACCGCUUGAUACUGUAUGUACUUACCCGACCACUGGCCUUGCUGCUGAUGGCGGUGGUGAGCAGUGGCCUGCGUUUCUUCCUGAACUCUUUUGUGGUGGCCCUCGUCCUGCCGGUGCUGCUCACUGUAGUGGCUCUGAAACUUCUGCUGUGGCGCUCCCCUGAUCUGAGGCACUUGUAUGCUUAUUACAGCGCAGGCCAGCGUGGACUCUGGGUGGCUGUGUAUGACGAAGAUGAUGUUUGUGGCUGUGUGGCCCUGGAGCCCCAUGGCGAGGAACUGCACACUGCUGAGCUCAAGCGCCUGGCUGUCAACCGUUGGUACCGGCGCUCUGGAGUGGGGCGCCACCUCCUCAGUUUCCUGGAACAGCAGGCUAAAGCUCAGGGCUUCAGUUUUCUAGUGGCCCAGGUCUCAGUUGUUACCAAGGCAGCAAUUGGGCUCUUUGAAAGUUCUGGAUACAGUGUGAGUGGUGAGCGCCAGUGGCUAGGUUACACUGUUCAGCAGGAGUUCAGAAAGGAGCUUUAUUAGCUAUAUUUGCUACUUAACCACCUGCUGCCAAGUUUAGGGAGCCAGGCGGAAUAGCAUGUGGGGUUUUUGAGUCAUUUUGAUCCCUAAAGGGAAAGGUGUAGAGCUCCCCAAACCAGCUGUGGUGAAAGAAGUGAUUGUCAAGCCCCAAACAGGGUAGUCAUUGGCAGAACAAGGUGGCUCUUUCCAACCGCAAAAGGAAGGUUCUGUCAGAUAAUUGGGGUAAAUGAUUGUCUGUUACAGUUUACUGAGCCUGGCAUGGCAUUCAGACUUUGUGUUAUUUGGGGAUUUAAGUCCCAGAUUUUGAACUCAGUUUGAGGAACAUGGAGAACCAGUUUCCUGUUCUCCAAUUCAUGCCUUGUGCGACACAAAAGCUGUCUGUAAUUUGUAUGAAGCACAUAGAGUUUUUACACUAAGAUAACCUCUAAUUCAGGAGUUCUGGGUAAAUUAUGCAAAAGGAGCACAUUGGAAGUUCAGUAUUUAUUUUAUUUAUAUCACGCCAUUGGUGUGUGUUCCACUUUAGAAGAUGAGAGGGCCUUGUCUCAAAAACCUAGCAAUCUAAAAUUAAGUCUCAUUUUACUAACUACCCAGAAGGCAUCUGAUCAGAGUGCUGAAAACAUAUUCCCCUGGUGGUAAUUUUGAAGACACUUCUUAGAUUUCAUUAGGAUAUGCUCAAGUUAUCUUUACCCACAGAAGGAAAGGAAGAAAGCUAAGACUUUCAAUAUGUUUAACUGUCCAGCAAUUGCCACCGCCCUAUUUUUCUAUUAUUCCAAUUGUCCAGCAAGCAUACAUCAAAGGGAUUCUAUAGCCCCUUGGGUGAGUUUUCUAGAUAUAUCAGGCAGUUGUGGCUGGUGGCUUCCAUGUUAGGAGGCCAGUGAAUCUGCUCUGGGUUUUAGCCCUGAUUUUAAACUAAAAUAUAGAACUUUUACCCAAAAAUAGGUUCAGCACUUGGAUAGCUCCAUCAAAAUCCAGACUCACAUCCUCCCUGUGACAAGAGAGUCACAAGCUACCACUGGUGCCGGAGACGGAUGGAUAAAGAACAGCAGUAUAUAAGGGCCCUUGUUUCAGGGAGCACAUUUCUAGGUAUAUUUCUGCAGAAGUUCUGCACUUUUCAUUGAAACCUACUCCCUUGUAAAUGAGUUUAGGAAAGAGUCAGUUUCCUCAGAUUGGGUGGUAUUUAGAUUUGAAUAGGUAAGAUUAGCCACCUUGAACCCUAUUUGGGGAGAAAGAUGGGAUAUAAAUCAAAUAAAUAAAUAAAGUUGAUGUUGCUGGUCUAUUUUAGUGCUACACUGAAAAGCGUGUCAGUGCUUUUUGUGGGAUGUGCAAAUGUCCUGAAGCAGGACUGGUAUAAAAAACAACAACAAAGUUGAACACAUUCCAGGCCAACACAGGUUUUACAGUUGCUUUAUAAAAGGACUGAAGUAGAAACCAGUUUAAAUUUCCCAUGUGAAACUUCUUCCUUUGAGAUGUGGUAUUUCAAAGGUCCAGGCUGUUUCAUGUAUUUAGGGUUUCAGAUGUAUUCCAAAUCUAUCUAUUUGAAGCAAAGAACAGGAGGUGUCUCGUCACAACUUUAUUUCUUAGAUUCCAGUCCCCCACUUCAUAACACCAUAUUGAGACAAUUUAGAUUGUGUUCUUAGAGAUUAUGUUCUGCUGUUUACAAAUGCAUGCAUGUGUAUUUAUUUCGUAUAAACUAAUUCUUAACAAAUA
This is a messenger RNA of Sceloporus undulatus (fence lizard), 2682 nucleotides long. RefSeq names its product N-acetyltransferase 14 (putative) (gene NAT14). The record is from RefSeq and is a predicted model, not a curated record. Gene Ontology annotation, molecular function: N-acetyltransferase activity. Lineage: Eukaryota; Metazoa; Chordata; Lepidosauria; Squamata; Phrynosomatidae. The transcript has 3 exons. The coding region runs from base 325 to 978 and encodes 217 amino acids.